AUGAAGUUCUCUCCUAAUUCCGGAACGAACCAUGACUACCGUGAUAAAUUCAAAGUGGAAGAGCACAAGGAUGAAUCCCGUUCAAUUAAAGAAAUACCCAAAAGUGGAGAUAAUAGUACAUGGUAUCUUUUUGUAAAAAAUUUCGAGCAAGAUUGGCGAGAUUUCAAUAAUGACGUGACAGUCAAAAGGGACGAAUGGUUUGAAGAAAAAAAUGUCGAAUCGAAAAAAUUGACAAAGUCCAUGGAAGAUGAUAAGAAUAAAUGGUUCAAAGCAAAAGAUAGAGAAUUGCAAAUUCUGAAAAAAGCAUUAGAGUAUAAAUUCGCUAGUGUUGAUCCUACGCUGUGUAAACGACGUGAAACCGCUAUUUCGGGGAAACCUACAAUGGAACCAAUUGCAUUGAAAGGAGCUGAUGCUGAUCAUCAUGAUAAAAAAGAGGCCAAAGACACCAAAGCAGCAGAUUCCGAAAAGGAAAAACAGAUAAAUAAGUAUCCAGCACAAGUGCAACAGUUUGGAAGUACGCACCAACAACAAAAUAUUGGGAAAACAGGUGAAGGAGCUAAUCUUCCUAAUAAAACACCAUCUGCAAAUGUAGAAAACCAAACUCCUGUAGCUCCUCCUAAGUGUCAAACUGAAAGCCCCGAACAAAAGGAGAAUAUUGCCCAUAAAUAUGAAAAAGAUACAAUCGAAGAUUGGAAAAAAACAAUGCAGAAUAAGAACUUAAAAGAUGAAAAUAAAAUUACUAAACCAGUUGGCAUUGGACUUUCUGAAAAAUCAGAAAAAGACGAAGAAAAAUCCAAGAUAGUAGAUGACAAGGAUAAAAUGUGUAAACAAGGGGAUAAAGUCGUGGAAAAUAAACUUGCUACUGCUGCCAAAGAUGAUCCAACUAAAAAACCAAAUUUAGAAAUGCUGAGAAAAACACAACAAAUGCAAGAUCCAAGUAAAAGAAAAGUACGUGCAAAUAUAUGUAAAAAAUUCGAUGAACAGAAAAAAAAAUUGAACCAAGAGGCAGAAGAACAACCGAAACCACAACCAUCCCAACUGCAACCACAAGAACAAGUGAAACCGCAACCUCAACCUCAACCGGAUCCACAGCCACAAGAACAAGUGAAACCACAGCCACCAGUGAAACCACAACCACCAGUGAAACCACAACCACAAGUGAAACCACAACCACAAGUGAAACCACAACCACAAGUGAAACCACAGCCACAAGUGAAACCACAGCCACAAGUGAAACAACAGCCACAAGUGAAACCACAGCCACAAGUGAAACCACAGCCACAAGUGAAACCACAGCCACAAGUGAAACCACAGCCUCAAGUGAAACCGCAGCCACAAGUGAAACCGCAGCCACAAGUGAAACCGCAGCCACAAGUGAAACCGCAGCCACAAGUGAAAACACAGCCACAAAUGAAACCACAAUUGCGGCCAAAACUGCAACUGCAACCACAACCACAACCAUCCCAACUGCAACCACAACCACAACCAUCCCAACUGCAACCACAACCACAACCAUCCCAACUGCAACCACAACCACAACCACAAUCACAGCCGAAAUCGCAACUCCAACAACUGCUAAAACUGCAACAACUGCUACAGCCGCAACAAGUGCUACAACUCCAGCAAAUGCUACAGCCGCAACAACUUCUAGAGCUGCAACAACUGCUACAACCAGAACAACUGCUACUGUUGCAACAACUGCUACAACCGGAACAACUUCUCCAACUGCUACAACUGCUACAACUCCAACAACUCCUACAGCCGGAACAACUGGAACAGCUGCAAAAACUGGUACAUCAGCAACCACAGCCACAACUCCAAGAACUGCUACAGCCGGAACAACAGGAACAGCUGCAAGAGCUGCUGCAACUCCAACAACUCCUACAGCCGGAACAGCAGCAGUCACAGCCGCAACUGCAACCCGAAAUGAAACCACAACUGCAACCAGAAAUGAAACCACAGCUACAGCCACAACCACAACCACAAGUGAAACCACAGCUACAGCCACAGCCACAACCACACCCGCAAAUGCAACCACACCCGCAAAUGCAACCACACCCGCAAAUGCAACCACACCCGCAAAUGCAACCACACCCGCAAAUGCAACCACACCCUCAAAUGCAACCACACCCGCAUAUUCAACCACACCCACAAAUGCAACCACACCCCCAAAUGAAGCCACAACCACAAUGUAUGAAAAUGCAAAAAGGAGUUAGAAAACCCAAGUACAAAAUUCCCGUCGUAACAGCUGAAAAUAAUAGAGCUUAUAAUGCACAUCAACAAAAUCUAAGGAAAACUGGUCAAUGGGGUGUUGUUGCGAAAGGACGACCCGGGAAACCUAAGCUAACACCAUGCCAUCAGAAUGUUCCAGGUAAAUCAUUUAAAGUAGAAGGUGGAAAAGUUAAGAAUGUUCCGCAAGGAGUACAAAAGAAAUACGUUAUUCCAAAAGCUCCAGUAAAAAUGCAACCAAAGACAGAAAAACAAAAAUCGCAAGAUCGUUCAGUUGUAAGAGAAGAAAUUACAGAAACCGAAUCAGUACUAAGUGAAGAGGAAGAAAGCGAAACCGAGUCAAUACUAAGUAGAGGAGAAGUAACCGAAACCGAAUCUGUAGUAAGUGAAAAACCGAGAAUUCCAGUAAUAUUUGCAUAUUCUGUUAAAGCUAAAAAAGAUGCUCAAUCCGCUAGAGAUAAGAAAUCAGGUAUCUUUAAACAUACCGGAAAAUAUCAAAAGAACAAGUAUAAAGAAAAAUGCGAAACCGAGUCAAUACUAAGUAGAGCAGAAGUAACCGAAACCGAAUCUGUAGUAAGUGAAAAACCGAGAAUCCCAGUAAUAUUUGCAUAUUCUGUUAAAGCUAAAAAAGAUGCUCAAGAUGGUGUAGAUAAGAAAUCAGCUAUUUCUAACCUUACCGAAGAAGAUCAAACGAAGAAGGAUGAUGCUAAAACUGAGACAAAACCGUUAGAAGAAGGUGAUGCUAAAACUGAGACCAAACCGCUAGAAGGUGAUGCUAAAACUGAAACAAAACCUUUAGAAGAAGGUGAUGCUAAAACUGAGACCAAACCGCUAGAAGGUGAUGCUAAAACUGAAACAAAACCGCUAGAAGGUGAUGCUAAAACUGAAACAAAACCGCUAGAAGGUGAUGCUAAAACUGAGACCAAACCGUUAGAAGAAGGUGAUGCUAAAACUGAAACAAAACCGCUAGAAGGUGAUGCUAAAACUGAGACCAAACCGUUAGAAGAAGGUGAUUCUAAAACUGAGACCAAACCGCUAGAAGGUGAUGCUAAAACUGAAACAAAACCGCUAGAAAGUGAUGCUAAAACUGAAACAAAACCUUUAGAAGAAGGUGAUUCUAAAACUGAGACCAAACCGUUGGAAGAAGGUGAUGCUAAAACGGAGACCAAACCGUUGGAAGAAGGUAAUGCUAAAACGGAGACCAAACCGUUGGAAGAAGGUGACGCAAAAACUGAGACAAAACCUUUAGAAGAAGGUGAUGCUAAAACUGAGACCAAACCUUUAGAAGAAGGUGAUGCAAAAACUGAAACAAAACCGCUAGAAGAAGGUGACGCAAAAACUGAAACAAAACCUUUAGAAGAAGGUGACGCAAAAACUGAAACAAAACCGCUAGAAGGUGAAACUAAAACUGAGACAAAACCGUUAGAACAAGGUGAUGCAAAAACUGGAAGCCAAACACAGCCAGAAACUGAAGAUAAAUCCUGUGCAUUGAAAAAUUUUACCACUCCAGAACCAAACAAGGAAGACGAAAAAUUGGAAACAAAAUCAGUGGCAGGUAGCGAAAAGCAUGAAAGCGCAUCAGAAGGGGGAACUGAGUACCAGAUGCACGUUCUUAGUGAAGGGAAGAGUGUAGAAGGAGACAAUGAAGAUGAAGGAAGCGUGUACUAUCAUAAUCAAGAGAGCACGGAAGGAGACGAUGAGGAAGAAGGAAGCGUGUACUAUUACAAUGAAGAAGGCGCAGAAGGAGACGAUGAAGAUGAAGGGAGUGUGUACUAUUACAAUGGAGACGGCACGGAAGAAGGAAGUGUGUAUUAUUACAAUGAAGAAGGCGAAGAAGGAGACGAUGAGGAUGAUGAAAGCGUUUACUAUCACAAUCAAAAAUGUGUGAAAGAAGACAUUGAAAAACAAAUGCACAAUAUGUACCAAAAUGGUAUGCCAGUUAAUGAUCCAAAUGAUGAAAAUUUUGAACAUGGGCAAGAGAAAAAAAUGCAACUAAGAGAAGCAGACUAUGGGAAUAAUAUGGCUAAAGAAAAACUUGUACUCUCAGAUUACAAAGAAUGGCUUGAUGAAAAGGAACACCCUAUAUCACGCGCCCUACAAAAUCUAUGGUAUAAGAUUAUGAAUUCUAAUUUUAUGAUUCGUCGUAGAUAUAAAGGUCGUAAUAAAGAUAAAGACAUGCCCAUAAAUCCUGAUUGGGAGAACUGGAUGGAGGAAUUAAAUAAGGAAUGGGAACUUUACAAUUCCUAUAUACAAAAAGAAAGAGAGAAAUGGUUCAAUUUAAAGGAAAUGGAGUUCCUUAAAUUUAUAGAAGACUUCCAAUUUAAAUGGAUGCAUUACAACAAUGAAUUAUUAGAAGAUCACGGUUUCGAUGUUUACAAGAAGUCAGAAAAAUGGGACGAUUCCAAAUGGAUCAAAUGGAUUGAGAAGGAUGGAGAAUCCAUCAUGGCGAUGGAUAUAGAGAAAUGGAUAGACCAAGUUAGAAAAGAAUACAAUUUAUGGCAACUGGAAGAUUGGGAACAAUGGAAAAAUAACAAAAUUUUUGAUUGGUUAUUGAGUGAAAAGAAAUGUGAUCAAUAUCAGUAUUGGCUAAAAUGGGAGUAUUCAAAUAAACAACCAUCACUUAGAAGCCAAAAACUCGACUGGUACACAUGGAAUAUGCUUAGGGGCACUGAAGCUGAAGACUGGCAAAAGUGGGUCCAUGAAAAAGAUCAGAUAUUAAUACAAGUUAAGAAUGAAAUAUGGAAUAAUUGGAAAUCGGAAAGAAAAAACGCCUUUCUCUCAAUGCUCAACCGCUUUGUUAACAAUUGGAUAGUCAAGAAGCAAUGGAAAUUGUGGUUACUUAACGUGCAUCGCCCCUAUGAUAUCAUUAAUUUGUCAGUUCUUAUUAAAAAACAAAAUUUUAAAAAGACCAAAAACUCUAAUAAUAACGACCCUUAUGGAAACCCCGUACAGUAACUGAUAGCUAACAGGAAGUGUCCAGCACCCCAACAAAAGUUCUGCCCUGCUAAGAAAACACAAAAUAAAAAUCCGAAGUUAUCCAAAAUGACGGCAAUUUUCACAGUUUCUCGUUUACAUAUUAUCUUGUUUGCUUUAUGUUCAGUUUUCAUCUUAAAUCCCUCCCAUGCUGGAUGCACUGAAAGGGAAGGAAUCACGUAUUCUCAUCCAAACAAUUUAAUGCAAUUUUGGAAAGAUGACGUAGACCAAUCAGAACAAUUAAAAAAAUGUGCAUGGAAUAACUGGAUGAUAAGGUUGGAAUCAGAAUGGGAAAAUUUCAACGAAUCCAUGAAGAACAAAAAGAACGUAUGGCUAGAAGAAACAGAAAAAGAAUGGACCGAAUGGAUUAAACAAAUGGAAAAUAAAUGGAUGAAUUAUAAUGAAAAUAUUAAAGAGGAAUACAAGGAUUAUCUCAUAUCCAUAUCUGCUACAUGGACUCCUGAAGAAUGGGAAGAAUGGAUAAAAACAGAAGGAAAAAGCUUUAUGAAAACAGAUUUAGAAAAAUGGAUUAAAGAAAAAGAAACAUCAUUGGAUUUGUUACUAUUAACAGAUUGGGUCCAGUGGAAAAAUGAAAAGAUCAUGGCAUGGCUACUGAACGAUUGGAAAACUGAAGAAGACAACUACUGGUCACAAUGGGAACACUCAACAUGGCAUAAGUGGUUCAAUUUGACAGAGAGAAAACACUGGCUAAAAUGGAAAGAAAGAAAUCAUAGGGAAGGUGAACAAUGGUCUACUUGGUUGAGAGUGAAAGAAAAUGUUUACAUAUUUAACGAAUGGAAUAAUUGGUCAAUGUGGAAAAGUGAAAAAGAAGAAUUCUUCAAUAAAUGGAUGGAUAAUACAAUUAACAAGUGGAUAAAUGAGAAGAAAUGGAACUCCUUGGUGGGCACAGAAAAUGAGUCAUAA
Messenger RNA from Plasmodium coatneyi, 6126 nucleotides. RefSeq lists its product as uncharacterized. The record is from RefSeq and is a predicted model, not a curated record. The coding region runs from base 1 to 5184 and encodes 1727 amino acids. Lineage: Eukaryota; Apicomplexa; Aconoidasida; Haemosporida; Plasmodiidae. The transcript is spliced from 6 exons.